Molecule: messenger RNA, 1546 nt
Organism: Manis pentadactyla (Chinese pangolin)
Lineage: Eukaryota; Metazoa; Chordata; Mammalia; Pholidota; Manidae
Gene: HPX
Product: hemopexin
Exons: 10
Coding region: 72-1466 (464 amino acids)
Biological process (GO): intracellular iron ion homeostasis; heme transport
Molecular function (GO): heme transmembrane transporter activity
Source: RefSeq, a predicted model, not a curated record
GUGUUCUGCCAUCUCUAUAUAGGGAGUUCGGCCUGGUGCCCAGAGCUGUCCUGUGGCUCAUCCAGCUCAGCAUGGCUCGGGCACUGGAAGCACUGGUUGCCCUGGGAUGGUUGGGCCUGUGCUGCUCCCUGGCUAUUGCCUACCCUCUUGCUCCGGCUAGUGACUCUGGAAACAGAACUGAAGGUGGGAGUGGGACCAAGCUGGUCCCAGACUUGACUGAACUCUGCUUGGAUGGCUGGAGCUUUGAUGCUACCACCCUGGAUGAACAUGGGGCCAUGCUGUUUUUUAAAGGGGAGUUUGUGUGGAAGAGUCACCGAUGGAGCCGGGAGUUGAUCUCAGAGAGGUGGACGGAUGUCCCCAUCCCUGUGGAUGCUGCGUUCCGCCUUGGUCGCGACAGUGUCUUCCUGAUCAAGGGGGACAAAGUCUGGUUCCACUCUUCUGAGAAGAAGGAGAAAGAAUAUCCAAAGUUGCUCCAAGAUGAGUUUCCUGGAAUCCCAUCCCCACUGGAUGCAGCUGUGGAAUGUCACCGUGGAGAAUGCCAAGAUGAGGGCAUCCUCUUCUUCCAAGGUAACCACACGUGGUUCUGGGACUUGGCUACAAAAACCAAAAAGGAGCGGUCCUGGCCGAAUGUUGGGAACUGCUCCUCUGCCAUGCGAUGGCUCAGCCGCUACUACUGCUUCCGAGGUAACCAAUUCCUGCGCUUCGACCCCAUCACGGGAUUCGUGCUUCCAAAGUACCCUCUGGAUGUCCGAGACUACUUCAUACCCUGCCCUGGCAGAGGCCAUGGACACAGGAAUGGGACCAGCCGUGGGAAUGGGACCCACCAUGGCCGUGAGGAUAUGCGCUGUAACCCAGAACUAGUUUUGUCUGCGCUGUUGGCUGAUAAUCAUGGUGCCAUUUAUGCCUUCAGCGGGUCCCACUACUGGCGUCUGGACACCAGCCGGGAUGGGUGGCAUAGCUGGCCCAUUGAACAUCAGUGGCCUCAGGGUCCUUCGACAGUGGAUGCUGCCUUUUCCUGGGACAAUAAACUCUAUCUGAUCCAGGGCACUCAGGUAUAUAUAUUCCUAACAAAGGGAGGCUAUACUUUAGUGGAUAAUUAUCCGAAGCGGCUGGAGAAGGAACUCGGGAACCCUCACGGGAUCAGCCUUGAGACUGUGGAUGCAGCCUUUACUUGUCCCGGGUCUUCUCGGCUCUACAUCAUGGCAGGACGGCGGUUGUGGUGGCUGGACCUGAAUUUAGGAGCUCAAGCCACGUGGAUGGAGCUCCCUUGGCCCCAUGAGAAGGUGGAUGCAGCCCUGUGUGUGGACAAGUCCCUCGGCCCCAACUCAUGCUCUGUCAAUGGUCUCGGCUUGUACCUCAUCCAUGGCCCCAAUCUGUACUGCUACAGUGAUGUGGACAAACUGAAUGCGGCCAAGACCCUUCCCGAGCCCCAAAAAGUGUACAGCCUCCUGGGCUGCCAUCACUGAGGGGGCUCCUGGAGGGAGUCUGGCCCAGCCCCUUCUCUUCAUUUUCCUUAAAAUAAAGCCAGAGUGCUUCCUCACUUGAA